AUGGGAUUCACGGCCAAGCUCACCAAGAGAGCUAGUUUCGGCGGCAGCGGUCUUCCUCCUGCCGCUGGUGGUGCCGGUGAAGGUUGGGGAAUGGGCUUCUUCUUGGUGUUCUUCCCUCAAGAACACCAUGAUCAUCAUCAACAUCAGGAUUUCAAUUCUUCAUCACCAUUCAAAUCUCCCACCAUUAACGCCCUCCUCAAACGCACAAAUUCCACUCAUAUCCUCGCCAAAGCUCAAUCCACCAUCUCCAUUUGUGCUCUCCUCAUCUUCCUCACUCUCCUCCUCUUCACCCUCUCCACUUUUGAACCCAAUAACAACCUCAUCAGAUCCUCUCAUCACUAUCGCCGGCAUCUCUCCCAAACCCACCCUUCAAAAAAUCCUACCUCUCAUUCACACGCUUUACAAAGACUAGGUACUCUCUAUUCACGAGGUACCAGUCACAUGAAUGACCUCGUUCUCUGUCACGUUACGGAGUCUGUGACAUUCACAGAACUCAAAACUUUCUUACGAGCAUUUCACAGGUCUGGUUUGCACACGAAAUCAGACCUUCUCUUCAUCUUCCCUUCAGUUACCACACCGGAUUCUUCAGAUAGUGUUAUUCGAGAAGAAAAUAAGUUGUUUCUGAAACUGAUUCGUCGGUAUAAAGCAGAAUUGAAUAAUGGGAGCAACUUAUCGGAUUUUCCGGCGAGUUUCGACGUGACCCAGUUCGUGAAAUCCGGGAAGAAGGAUUCGGAAAAAGGAGAACCAAUCUGGGGUCGGAAAAUCAAGAGCAAUUCUAAUUUGAAUUCCAGCAAUGGUGGUGGGACUGAGUUGACUCGAAUGAGUUAUGGAGCAGUGGUGGGUUUUGGUGUCGGUGAGCUCGACCCGGAAAACUCGUUAUCCGGGUUUCUCGAUCACGUCCCGAUGAGUCUAAGAAGGUGGGCGUCGUACCCCAUGAUCCUAGGGCGCCUUCGUCGGAACUUCAAGCACGUGAUGUUAGUUGACGUCAAGGAGGUUUUACUUUUCGGAGACCCACUCGUCCGAGUCAGGAACCGGACCCCCGAAUCAGUUUACUUGUCAUCAACCCCAACUCCAACACCCACCAAACACAACCACAAAAUCUCCGACAAAGCCCACGAGAAAACCAUCAAUCCGGCCGUCAUAAUGGGUGGAGCACGGGGCGUCCGACGUUUCUCCGCCGCAAUGCUGACGGAGAUCGUCAGAGCAACAACACAGCAGCUGCACAACAAGAAGAAAACUUCUAUUACCGAGUCAUUGCUUUUGAGUCGACUCGCCACAAACGAGUUUCUACAGAAAAGCAUUCACCUGGUUGCCUCGGCCGAGGCAAUACCGGAGGCGAGUUCACUCAGUGGAGUGUCAAUAGCAAAUAAUACAGUUGUACGGCGUGGAAAUAACAAUAUAGAUAUUGAUGUUACGAAUCAUAUUUGUUCGUAUUCUAUAGAGGCUUCGGUAUACAGCGAGUGUGGAAAGGUACAACCUUUUUAG
Lactuca virosa is the source of this 1485-nucleotide messenger RNA. Lineage: Eukaryota; Viridiplantae; Streptophyta; Magnoliopsida; Asterales; Asteraceae. The record is from the annotation of a GenBank genome assembly.